UUAUUUCGAUACUCAUCUUUCUUCUAUUAUAGCCUGUGUAGUUUCUCCAGGGGGCAGGUUGGAGGGGGGCGCUGUGUGAAGGGGGUUCGUGUUCAACGUAUGGGUCCAGUGGGGGUAGGGUACUGUUGGAACCCCUCGAUACAAAGCCCUAUUUAUGGCGAUCGUUCAUCAGAGUUGAAGAAACUGCACAAGAAUGAAGUCACACGAUUCAUGGACAGUCUUGGAGACCAAGAAGCACAGGAAAAAUUGAGAGGGCAUACUCUUCUUUCCAGUGGUGGAUCAGGGAAUUUAAAGUACCUAAAAGACCUCACUGAAUAUCGAUGUAAUAGGAGAGACUAUGUAAAGCACUUUCGUCUCAAGAAGAUGGAGCUUGUCAAACCUGGAUCCAUAUCCGGUUACAAUGUCUUCAUGAAAGAGUUUAGGAAUGACUUCAUACAAGGAAACAAUCCGGAGUCCCUCAAGGAGGGUUUGAAGGCACUCUGUGAGAAAUGGAAGGAACUCAGUGAUGAGGAGAAAGCAUCCUAUAAUGUAAAGGGCAAGGACAUGCACACUGAAAGGCUGAUUGAGUAUGAGAAGAAGUACAAGCAAGCUAUUGAGGAGGGGAUCGUCAAACCAUGCACCCAAAGAGAAGAAGAAACCAGCCAAAAAGAAGACAAAAAUUUUUAA
This is a messenger RNA of Halichondria panicea, 666 nucleotides long. RefSeq lists its product as uncharacterized. The coding region runs from base 100 to 666 and encodes 188 amino acids. NCBI's taxonomy places the organism in Eukaryota, Metazoa, Porifera, Demospongiae, Suberitida, Halichondriidae. The record is from RefSeq and is a predicted model, not a curated record. The transcript has 7 exons.